AUUGAAGACAUAUCGAACAGAACACUGCGACAAUCAUUGCCACAUUUUUUACAUAGUGUAUUUUUAUUCAAAACGAACGAGGCAUUUCAGUACUGGAUUACAAAAUUACUACGUAAAUUGGAAUAUUUCAGGGAAACGUUUAAAUUAUUUGUGUAAAAGAAAGGUGUGAUUACGAAAGACAUGAUUUGAUAGAUUGAUUUUAUUGUGACAUUCGAACAAAAUAGCAAUCAUAAAUUACAAAAUGGAUUUAAAUAGUCGAGGGUCGAAAUACGGCCGUACCAUGUUUUUAUUAGUGGUCCUUAUAUCUAUGCAUCUCGAAACCAUAGUUGCCGCGCCAACUAUUAUAACAAACGGUAGAGCCGUUGAAGGCCAAAGUUAUACGUUGAAAUGUCGAGACCUGUCAGCCACAUCUCCACUUACUAUAGAAUGGUCUAAAAUCGGUUCAUCAGAGGUGUUAACGGGAGUAUACACGACGAAGGUGAUAGGUGGUAUUCACGAAAGCUCCUCGUCGUUAACCUUAGCUGUCUCUAGAAACGAUGAUUUAGCGAGGUUCGUGUGCAUGACUACUGAUCAGAAUGGUUUCACCGAUUCCGCAUCAACAAGACUAUACGUUGACGUAAUACCCCAGCCACCAGUAAUAUCUGGGCCUACAGAGGUGUCGGAAGGUGAAACUGCUACCUAUAAUUGUACCCGUGCAGAAGGUAGACCGCCUGCUACCAUCAGUUGGAAGUGGAGUACUGGUGAAUCUAUCUACAAUGACGUCACACCAACUGCCAAUCGGGAAGCUGACAAUACAUUUACGGUUGUCAGCGAGGUCAGAUUUGUCGCAUUGCAAAGCUACAAUGGCCGAAGUCUCAUUUGUGAAACAAGUCAUGCGCAAGAAGAUCAGAAGCAAACAGAUGAUAUAACGAUUACUGUUGUAUAUAAACCAAGUGUUACAAUAGGAAAAAUUUAUUAUGAGCAAACUGUUGGUUCAUCUCUAACACUGGAGUGUACCGUUAACUCUAACCCACCAGCAACGUCUGUCGAUUGGUUAAAAAAUGGGACCGCCAUUACAAGAAGCUCGCGGUAUAGUAACGGUGACGUCAGCACACCAUCACUAACUAUAAAUAGUGUUGUAGAAAGUGAUACUGGUACAUAUGUAUGUACAGCAUCUAAUAAUGCUGGAACUUUGAGCAGUGAUCCUACGCGUGUUGAAAUCAAAUCAUUACCAACAGUCACUAUCCCUGGUCCAUCAACAUACACACAGGAUCUAGGAGAAGACGUAACUCUUCCUUGUACAGUUCAAGCUAAUCCUCCAGCAACUAGAGUCAUCUGGUCGAAAGGACCAAUAUCUCUGGUAGCCUUGAACGCUACUAAAUAUGGCGGUAGUAAUACCACAGAUCCCAGUUUAACCAUAUUUAAUUUAGAAUUAUCAGACGCAGCGAGUUACCAAUGUACAGCCCAAAAUAAUUAUGGAACUGGUUUCAGCGAUAGGACCAUUACAUUGAUCAUUAAUUAUGCCCCAUCUUUUAUCACUGUGACACCACAAAGACAAACUAUCACAGAAAGGAGUCGAUUAACGUUAACAUGUUCGUCAGAUGGUCAACCUGCUCCUAGUUAUAGCUGGACGAGCAAUGGUAGAGAAGUGGGAACAGCUUCUACCUAUACGAUAAUAUCUGCUGGACCAGCAGACCAUGCUAAUUUUACUUGUAGAGCUUACAAUACUAAGGGAGAACAAUCAAAUACUGUAGAAAUUGUAGUUUUGUAUACGCCCGUGGUUACAAUACCUCUGACAUCUUACGGUGCUGACGAGGGACAAUCAGUGACCAUUCCAUGCAACUUUACUUCCAAUCCAGUGGCCACUGGUGUAGUGUGGUCAAAAGAUGGUUCCAAUUUAGACAUCCCUGCUUCUGGUGGGAAGUAUUCAGGAGGAACCACAUUAGCCCCUUCCUUGACGAUAACAUCUCUGACUAGCGCGGAUGCAGGAAGUUACAUCUGUGGUGUGACAAAUGCACAGGGAACUGGAACUGAUACAACAACAGUCUCAAUCGGCUAUGCUCCAGUGAGUGGAACUAUCAGUAACCCCAGCCCUAGGCCUGUAGAGGGCAGUGCUGCUUCCUUGUCCUGUGCUGCCUCGGCGGCACCGGAACCAGUCUAUAAGUGGUAUAAAGAUGGCGUAGAGAUAUUUACGGGGAAGGUUCUACAGUUAUCUUCUGUCAGUGUGUCCGAUACAGCGACAUAUACAUGUAUAGCCACCAACGAUAAAGGUUCAACUAAUGCGACUACGACACUUGAUGUACUAUAUACACCCCGAUUAAGUUUUGAAGGUGAUGUGAAAUCUGUCGGAGGUGAUGACGACGCAGUGAUACCUCUAGUGAUCAAAUCUAACCCAGCACCUACACGUAUCACUUGGUCUAAAGAUGGUCUGCCCUUUGAUCCUACAACCAAUACCAGAAUCAGUGGUGGAACCCCGGCUAACCCUCAAUUAACUAUCACCAAUCUAGUACCCGGUGAUAAUGGCGUCUAUCAGGCUGUUGUUGAGAACUCCAUAGGCACAGUGAGAAGUCCGACAAUAAACGUAACCGGAACUUUUGCGCCAAAUACUGUAGUGAUACGACCACCUAAAGUAACAACCAACGAGGGUCGUCCAGUGAUUGCCGAGUGUUCGGCAAAUGGCUCACCAACACCAACUUAUGUCUGGUUUCGAGGCUCCACCAAAUAUUCUGUAGGGCCUAUUUUAAGUAUUACGUCAGUGACUUUUGCUGAUAACUCCACCUUUACAUGUAAUGCUACAAAUGCAGCUGGAUCAUCAACGGCUCUCGCUAGUAUAGAGGUCUAUUACCAACCGAAAAUAACAUUUGGAGGAGCAGUGUAUAAAAAGGAAGGAAGCAAUGAUGCCAUCGUUCCUGUAGAAAUUAACUCUCACCCAGCACCAAUGGCAUUAACCUGGUAUAAGAACGGAGUUCCGUUUACCCCUUCCCCACCGAAAUAUAGUGGAGGCACCCCGAGUAAGCCCGAGUUAACCAUCAAAGAUCUGGAUGUAACCGAUGUUGGAUUGUAUUACGUUGAAGUACAGAACGACGUUGGGACCGCCAAAAGUGAUAACAUAAACGUCACAGGCCUCUUCCCACCAUCUAAUGUGGUAGUCACACCAUCGUCAAUUAAUGUACUAGAAUUUGACAAUGUUAGCAUCGACUGUACAGCUACCGGGGAACCCACACCAACAUUUAGCUGGAGUCGUGGUGGUGUACUUUAUUCUAAUGGACCACGACUGGCCAUCGCAUCAGUAACACCGGCUCAUUGGGCUAACUUUACCUGUAACGCUGUCAACAAUGCUGGAAGAGGCACGGCUGUUGCUCUUAUAAACGUUUUGUUUAAACCAGUUCAUAACGUACCUCAAGAUGGCGACAAUACUGAAUAUGCAGCAGACGUGGGUGAAACAGUAAAUAUGACGUGUAACGUAAAGAGCAAUCCCGCGCCGACGAUCUAUCGAUGGUGGUUUAACCAAACUCAGUUACCUGAAACAACCUCCACUCUAACGGUGCUAGUUGAUACAAAAAAGUAUGGAACUUAUACUUGUCGAGCUUUCAACCCUCAAGGUGAAUCUGGUGACAUUCGCAUAACGCUGAAAGAUAGAACAGAACCAGGUACGGGCGCGUCAACAAGUGGCGGCUUGUCAACCACAUAUAUAGUCUUGAUUGUCCUUAUAAUUAUUAUCAUACUGGUUAUUAUUAUAAUAGCUAUAAUAUUCUGCUGUACUCAAGGAUUAUGCGCAGCCAUAUGUGGGAAAGGCAAGAAGAAAUCUUCGAAUGGUAAAGUAGAACCAGCACCAGUAAUAGCACCUGCUACUAAAGUUAAACCUUCUCCAUUUAUCAGUAGUGGUUAUACAUCAUCUGAAUCAACAGUAUCUAGACAAGAUGUUUUAGUUACCGUGAAUGGAACAGCUGGUGGAAGAUCUAAAUCAACUAGAUUAAGAAUUGAGGAAGAUGCACGUGACUUUGGUAUACAAGGUACCGGUCCUAUAAUUUCUAUAAUGGAAGGAGAAACAAAAACACCACGUCCACAUCAGCUACCUCCAUUGGGCUAUGAGCCAUCGUCGGAAACGCCGGUUAAAAAGAUGAAAAGAAAGCGAAAACGGCGACCAAAACCGGAAGCGAUAAAUGAGAGUGAAAGUGCAGCCUUAACAGCGAAUCAAGCCACAGAACGGACGUCGCCAAGCAGUGAUGUUUAGUAAACUAUUUUAAGACUCGAAAAGAUUCACCAAAGUUUAGUGCUAUAUACGAAGAAGUCAUUCGCAGUGAUAGUUAAUAAUGGGAGACAACUCUAUGUUUUUAUUGUUUCCUAUCUACGAAUCAAAACCUUUAAAAAAUGUCUUAACGGUUUGUAAGAUUUAUUCUACUCUGCACCAGGAAAGUAAGAUGGUCGUGUAAAAGAUACAGGGAUCUGUGUCUCUCCCUCUGUCUGUCUCAGUCUGUCUGUCUCUGUCUGACUCUCUGUCUGCGCUCUCUCUCUCUGUCCCUCUGUCUGUCUCUCUCUCUCUCUAAAACAGGGGACAGCAAAGCUGAUAAAAGUAAAUGACGUCGUAUUCAAAGUGAUAUAAAUUGAUACCAAAUACUCCACUACUUAUAAACUGUAUAUCUGUAUAUACUUCCAGAAUAUUUAUUUAUUUAUUUUUCAUUUUUUAUAAACACUUUUAAAUAGCAUAUUAUAUUUUUCAAACAUUCAAAUGUUCUGUGUUUAUCGACUAGUUGUUUUAUUUUAGAAAAAAUCAUUUGUUUAUAACAUGCUUUAAAUAUUGUUUACUCGAUGUUGUUAUAUAUAAAGUGCCUUUAAAUGGAUAUUUAAUGAAAUAGUGCUCACACGUAGGCUAAUGUGUAACCGAUAUUUUUAGAUAUACGCAACGGAUGUACUAUCGUCUCAUUUCUGUAUGUACAUAUUAUUUCAAUGUGGUUGUCUGUUCUUCAUGCGUUUUUCUCUACACAUUUUUUGUUAUCAUUCUAGAGACAACAGUUAUUACUACUGGAGAUUUGUUGAGAGAUUUAAUAGUGGCGUUAAAAAUAUUCAGCGCAAUUUCUAGAGUUAUCCCUCUUGAUUACACAAUUUUGCUUAUUUCCACCGUAUGAUCUUUGCGAUUUUCAGGGGAAAAAAUGAUGUAACGUCACACCGUAGAACAUCCGGAAACCUCAAAAGUAUAAUUGGAAUAAAAUAUUCCCUCAAGCAAUGCGAAUAUCCAUAGAAAGGGUAGACAUAUUGAUCUACGCACUUGAAAUCCGGGGAUCGCAAAGGUACAAAAAAAAAAACAUCGUGGCAAUUUUCUGCAAUUUUCGACGACUGAGUUCAGAUAAUUUAUUGUGAGUCUUGGCCGAUAUAUUCGUUGCAUGGUAAUCUAUGUUUAAUUUAAAUAUUUAUUUUUUAUUCUGUGAUAUAUUUUAAUAUAUUGUACACGUAAAUAUACGACAUCAUAGAACAAUAUAAAACAUCCUGCACCACACCUACCACUAGUUGCUCUGUUAUCCUUCCAUAUGACAAGUGAUAUCAGGUGUUUUGUAAGCAUACCCAGCAUCAUGCACUACACCCACCACUUUAUUUCCUAGUAAACGAGAAGUAGUGUCGGGUGUUGUUUUGUUUUCUUUUUUUUUUUAAAAAAAAAGGGCAAGGGUCACCACAAUUUUCUUUUCUUUUAUAUUCCUACAUUAAAUCUAUUGCCAACAUAUUUUAAAUUUUAGGGUUUUUAAUUUGGCAAAUGACUGCUAGAUAGAAUUUGUGGUCUGCUUUGUUAAUAUUAAGAAAGCUAUUCGGAACUAUGAGAAAUCGACGCACCACUCCAACUUAUUUUUAAAAAUAAAUAUAUCCAAUUUAACAACUGUAUGCAUAUUAAGAUAUAUUUAUUUUAGUAGUGACAUUUUGUUGGUUAUAUAUAAAUAUAUAUUCACAGUUAAAUUAUGUUACAAAUUGUAUUAUAUAAUGUCCAUACUAUUGAAAUAAAAGUUUACAAUAAAAAUAA
Patella vulgata (common limpet) is the source of this 5986-nucleotide messenger RNA. RefSeq names its product hemicentin-1. The coding region runs from base 242 to 4213 and encodes 1323 amino acids. The transcript has 19 exons. NCBI's taxonomy places the organism in Eukaryota, Metazoa, Mollusca, Gastropoda, Patellidae. The record is from RefSeq and is a predicted model, not a curated record.